CCAGUCUCACAACAAGCAUGGCGGAUGCCGAUUCACUCUACGAGCUUAGCUCGGAUCAAGACGUUGAUCCUGAUGCAAUGGACGGUGAUGUUGAAAAUGAUGACACUGCCGAUGAUGGUGUCCUGGAUGCUGCAAGGAGAAAGAGUAAGAAGAAGAAGCUGAGACGUCCAAGAGGAAUUGAGAAAUCUAGCGGAGAUUCUGACAGCCAGACCAUGAGUGAGGACCAAGAUGGCCAUGAUGUUCAUCAUUAUCAUCACCAUCAUCAUCAUGAUGGACAUGUACACCAAGUGAAGAAAAAGGAGGAUAUGAAUCAUAUGUCAGGAUCUGGAGCAGAGGCAGACACUGAAGGUCAGGGGUCACAGAUGGACUACAACCCAAGCAAGAAGGACACAAAGGCAGGAAAAGAGGUUAAAGUGCAAGAAGAGAAACCCCAGGCUACAGUGCCUGAUGUUCCAGCUCUGAGUCGCGCCCAGAUUCAGAAGACAGUGAAGGAGUUAGAGAUGUUAUCUAUGGUGGCGGGGGCAGCGCCUAAAAGCAUGGAUGAAGCGGCCAAGAAAAGAUACCAGUUCUGGGAAACGCAACCAGUGCCUAGAAUUAAUGAGAAAGUGGUAGGAAAUGAACAGAUUGAGCAAGAUAAACCAACAGAUGAAAUCCGUCAGGAGACAUACUCAUUACCACAAGGGUUUAGAUGGGAUACACUGGAUAUCAGUGACCCUCUUAUUUUAAAGGAGUUGUACACAUUGUUAAAUGAAAAUUAUGUGGAAGAUGAUGACAACAUGUUUAGGUUUGAUUACUCACCGGAAUUCUUACAAUGGGCCCUACAGCCGCCAGGAUGGUUAAAAGAUUGGCACUGUGGAGUGAGAGUUAUAAAGAGUGGCAAGCUAGUUGGUUUUAUUAGUGCUGUACCUGCUCACAUUAAAAUAUACGACAAAGACAAACAUAUGGUAGAAAUUAAUUUCUUGUGUGUUCACAAAAAAUUACGGUCAAAGCGUGUAGCUCCGGUACUGAUUCGAGAGAUUACAAGACGUGUUCAUCUAAAAGGUCUCUUUCAAGCAGUGUACACGGCAGGGGUGGUUUUACCUAAACCGGUAGCAUGUUGUAGAUACUGGCACAGAUCAUUAAAUCCAAAGAAGUUGAUUGAGGUGAAAUUUUCACAUCUAACUAGAAACAUGACUAUGCAGCGUACGCUGAAACUCUACAAGUUACCUGAUGCCACAAAGGUUCCAGGAUUCCGCCCAUUCACACCAGCUGAUGUUACUGACACUUUCAAACUUCUUUCUCAAUAUUUGAGGGGUUUAGAUCUGGCUCCAGUUUUCACAGAAGAGGAAUUCCGUCACUGGUUUAUACCUAGGAAAGGAAUCAUAGAUAGUUAUGUAGUUGAGAACAAUGGAACAAUUACAGAUUUUGUUAGUUUCUACACUCUACCUUCUACUGUGAUGCAUCACCCUGUACAUAAAUCUUUGAAAGCAGCCUACUCUUUUUACAACGUCAGUACAGUGACGCCAUGGGUUGACCUGAUGCAAGAUGCGCUCAUUAUUGCGAAAAACACCGGUUUUGAUGUAUUUAAUGCCCUAGACUUGAUGCAGAACAAAUUAUUCUUGGAGAAACUCAAGUUUGGAAUUGGGGAUGGCAAUCUACAAUAUUACCUUUAUAACUGGAGAUGUAUGCAGAUGGAACCUAAUCAGGUUGGGCUUGUGUUGCAAUGAAAGGGAUAUCAGAACCUUAAUGGAUGAUUUCAGUAAGAGGAUUAACAUAGACUGGAGAGGAUUGACACAGACCAGAGAGGGAAGUCUCUGUAAUGUGAUACAUGUACACUUUCUUAUAGAUCAAACAAUUCCUUCAGUAAAAUGGAGUGGUUUCACUGUAUACAACCUGUGAUGUUGAAAAUACUGUGCAAUCUUUUAAGUUAAUUUUCAGUUUCAUUGUCAUGUAGCUUUACCAAUUUGUAUUUGAUUGCAUAGAAGUGUGUAACUGUGCUCCUGCUAACACUACUUUGGUAAUGUAAGAUAUCCAAGGGAGGCAGCUCUUUGUAAACUGUAAACAUCAGUGGUUUUCUUGUUAAAUAUAUUACAUAAAAUCGGAAAUAUUCAACAGGAUUGACACCGUAUUUUUGGGUAAUUGAACUUUUUUGAUCUUUUGGAGAAAAUUAUUAAAAUUGGAUUUCGAUUUCUUCUAUUUCUUUCUGCUGUGUAAAAGUUCUAUCACAAAAAAACUCAGAUAUGACAGUAUAUGUACUUAAUUCAGGUCUACAGUAUAUGUAUGUAAUAUAGGUAUCAGUAUUCAAGGACUGAUCAAUUACACUACUGUUUGGUGUCGCAAAAUGCCAGAAAAUGUUUACAUGACCUGAACUUUGUCGGGUUGUAUACAGUGAUUAUAGUGAAUAUUGAGAUUACUAAUACGUGAAAGUGGCCAUAGGCAAUAUAUUUGUAUCUUGAUAGUGAGUCGGAAGGUUUGAAUUGCAGUAUGACAGUUUCACCGACAUGAAACCUGUUUUGAGAAAAAAUCAUCAAAAUACAUGUUAAAUGUGUGUUGCAAAUAUUUGUUUUUGCCUAAUUCAAUGUUAACUAGUUGUAUAAAAAAAGGAAAUAUUUCUAAGAUAAAUACAUAUCUCUUCCACAGUUUUUAUUAAGAUGUCUGGUAUAACGAUGGGUUCACAUCAUAUUUUCUUUAUGGCUUGGGUGCAUAGACUGUCUCAGUUUGUUAAUUUGAAAAGAAU
This is a messenger RNA of Mercenaria mercenaria, 2716 nucleotides long. Its product is annotated as glycylpeptide N-tetradecanoyltransferase 2-like. The record is from RefSeq and is a predicted model, not a curated record. The transcript is spliced from 14 exons. The coding region runs from base 18 to 1706 and encodes 562 amino acids. Gene Ontology annotation, biological process: N-terminal peptidyl-glycine N-myristoylation. Gene Ontology annotation, molecular function: glycylpeptide N-tetradecanoyltransferase activity. Lineage: Eukaryota; Metazoa; Mollusca; Bivalvia; Venerida; Veneridae. Gene Ontology annotation, cellular component: cytoplasm.